UAACUCGGAAGUGGAGUCGCGUUCUUUCUUCACGUGGAGUAUUAUGUUUUUGCGAUCUGCAGUUCCGUGAAAAAGCAAAUCACACAACAUUGGGGUAAAGUACUGACUUGAGGACAAUUUGGUGUGUCCGGGUGCCUGAAUGUCUCCCGAUUAAAGUCGUUCCAUUUGUUAUGUAGAAGUAUGACACAGUGGGUGACUCAGUCAGCGCAAUUGUAUCUCUCUCGCUGUCAUUUUUUUCUCACGAUCUGCUGCAGCGUCACUUCAUCUGAGAACCAUCGGGAUCCCCCGCUCGAUCGUUCGAUGUCCGUUUUCCCCAAAAUCAGCCUGAGAGCAGAAGUGGAGCAGCAUCUCAGCGAUGUAUUUAAAAAUGAAGAGCUGCUGGCUGAGAUGGGCGACACAGAGGCUCAGCGCAGGUUCGAGGAUCUGCUCAGCCUUCUUUCGCACCCCCCCGCUUUCACGUGCGUGCGAGCCAGCACCCACCUGGCCCCCCUGGAGACGAUACGGGACAGGCUGCUGGAGGAACUGCGGGAGAGACAAGUCGACUGGCCUGAACAAUCUGACGUCCCUAUACUGACACACCCUCAGCUUCCGGAUGUUCUCCUCCUUCCUGUUCUUGGUCCCAGGCCUGUCCCCCCACGGAAGUCAGAGGUCAUCGUGGGCGCCCAGUGUGGGAACGCUGUGCUGCGAGGCGCUCAUGUUUUUGCACCCGGCAUCCUCUCGACACCCCCGUACAUGAAGGCCGGAGAUGUGGUGUCCGUCUUCUCCGACGUCGAGGGGAGGUGCACGCGUGGGGCUAAGGGCUUCCAAGGAAAGAAGGCGUUCCUGGGGAACGGUGUUGCCGAGAUGAGCCGCGAUGGCAUCUUCUGCUCGGAAGAGAGCGUCAGAGGAGUCGCAGUGAGGAUGGUGGAUCCAGUGUACCGGAGCCCCUGCUUCGACCGCGUCCUCCCCAGCCUCCUCUUUCUACAGAACCUGCCUUCCGUGGUGGUGGGACAUGUGUUGGGGCCGUGCCCAGGCGAGAGGAUCCUGGACAUGUGCGCCGCCCCGGGCGGAAAGACGACGCACAUCGCUGCCCUGAUGGGAGGUCAGGGGGAGGUGAUCGCUCUGGAUAAGAUUGCACGCAAGAUGGAGCACAUCUGUCAGAACGCCCAGAGUCUGCAGCUGGACUGCGUCAGGGCCUACCGUUUCGACAGCAUCCGGGCUGUGAGCGGCGAGCAGAGCGCGAACCCCGAUAACCCCCACGGAGGUCCCCCCUUCCCACCGGAGAGUUUUGACCGGGUUCUGCUGGAUGCCCCAUGCAGCGGACUGGGCCAGCGGCCCAACAUGUGCUGCCCGUGGAGCCUGCGAGAACUGACGUCUUACCAGCCCCUGCAGCGCAAACUCUUCCGCGCGGCAGUGCAGCUCCUGAAGACCGGAGGCACCUUGGUGUACAGCACCUGCACCGUGACGCUGGCGGAGAACGAGGAGCAAGUGGCCUGGGCGCUGAGCACCUUCCCGUGCCUCUCUCUGCAGCCACAGGAGCCUCACGUUGGAGGAAAGGGAAUGCCGGGAGCCGGUCUCUCACACGACCAGCUGCAGCUGCUCCAGAGGUUCACCCCUGAGCGGGAAAUGAGCGAGGCUUCAGCAGGUUGCGAUUUGAACCCGGAUGCUCCCUGCAGCGUUGACCUUACCAAAGAAGAUUUAUCCGAUCUCCUCCAGCGAGCUAACGGAGACACUAUUGGGUUCUUCAUAGCCAAGUUCCUCAAGUCCUGAAGUCCUUGAGCUGGGAACCUUGUAGGGAUCAUAUUAUUUAUUUCCCCCAAAUCCUUUUGUGUUCUCACUGAGAGUACCUGUAAGAAAUAUUUCUUUGUAGCUUGCAGGUAAUGAUGGUGGUUGUGUG
This is a messenger RNA of Scleropages formosus (Asian bonytongue), 1876 nucleotides long. RefSeq names its product NOP2/Sun RNA methyltransferase 6 (gene nsun6). Gene Ontology annotation, molecular function: RNA methyltransferase activity; RNA binding. Gene Ontology annotation, biological process: RNA methylation. The transcript has 11 exons. NCBI's taxonomy places the organism in Eukaryota, Metazoa, Chordata, Actinopteri, Osteoglossiformes, Osteoglossidae. The coding region runs from base 181 to 1749 and encodes 522 amino acids. The record is from RefSeq and is a predicted model, not a curated record.